GCCUCGGCGGCGGCGGCGGCAGGACGCGCAGGGCACGCGCGGCGCCCCGCGCCCACCCGCACCCAGAGCGCUGACUCGGACCGCCCCCCGGAGGGCACAGACGCAGGAUGGAAGAAAAGCUGAAGAAAACCAAGAUCAUCUUUGUGGUGGGUGGGCCUGGCUCGGGCAAGGGCACCCAGUGUGAGAAGAUUGUCCAGAAGUACGGUUACACCCACCUCUCCACCGGGGACCUGCUGCGGGCCGAGGUCAGCUCCGGCUCGGACCGGGGCAAGACGCUGUCGGAGAUCAUGGAGAAGGGCCAGCUGGUCCCGUUGGAAACAGUGCUGGACAUGCUUCGAGACGCCAUGGUGGCGAAGGUGGACACUUCCAAAGGCUUCCUGAUCGACGGCUACCCGCGGGAGGUGAAGCAAGGGGACGAAUUCGAGCGGAAGAUCGGACCCCCCACGCUGCUGCUGUACGUGGACGCGGGCGCCGAGACGAUGACCAAGCGGCUCCUCAAACGUGGGGAGACCAGCGGGCGCGUGGACGACAACGAGGAGACCAUCAAGAAGCGGCUGGAGACCUACUACCAGGCCACGGAGCCCGUCAUCGCGCACUACGAGAAGCGGGGCAUCGUGCGCAAGAUCAAUGCCGAGGGCUCCCCCGACGAGGUCUUCAAGGACAUCUGCACCCACCUGGACCAGCUCAAGUAGGGCGGCUGCAGCCCCCGACCCGCCCCUACCGCCCUCCCGCCCGCCCGCCGCAGGCUCGCCGGCCACCGCCCAGGCCUGCUGGGACAGAGGAAGCCACUUCAUCCUGUUUUCAUGGAGGCCCACAGCACUAAAGGAAUCGUCAAGGA
Molecule: messenger RNA, 838 nt
Organism: Sorex fumeus (smoky shrew)
Lineage: Eukaryota; Metazoa; Chordata; Mammalia; Eulipotyphla; Soricidae
Gene: AK1
Product: adenylate kinase 1
Exons: 7
Coding region: 108-692 (194 amino acids)
Biological process (GO): ATP metabolic process; nucleoside triphosphate biosynthetic process
Cellular component (GO): cytosol; cytoplasm
Molecular function (GO): nucleoside diphosphate kinase activity; ATP binding; AMP kinase activity
Source: RefSeq, a predicted model, not a curated record